Molecule: messenger RNA, 1878 nt
Organism: Arachis ipaensis
Lineage: Eukaryota; Viridiplantae; Streptophyta; Magnoliopsida; Fabales; Fabaceae
Source: RefSeq, a predicted model, not a curated record
AUGGAAGAGGAAGAUGUAGUCUCCUAUUUUCAUGGUGCAGCAGCUAUGGCCGACGAAAAUUUGUGUGUCGGCAACGAAGAAGAACUAGUUUUCGAUGACCUAGAUGCUUGUCUAGGUAAUGAAUCUUCAUCCGAGGCGGGUGAGGAUGCAAAUAUGGAGGGAUAUUUUGACGAUAAUGUUGGUGAUGAUUUUUACGAAAACUGGGAAGACAGAGGCAUUGACGAGAUUGCUGACUUUGGCCAAAUUAACUUUAAAGAAAUAACUUUUGAUCAUAUGAGAUUGUUACAUUUUCCUGAUCAACAUGUAGCCUUUGCUUUCUACAAUUUAUAUGCAAAAAUGAAUGGGUUUUUGAUAAGGAAGACCAGGCUAAGAGAUUUUGCUGUUGAUAAAGAGGCCCACGAACAUAAGCGAGAGCCUAAGCCUGAGACUAGAUGUGGCUGUCUAGCACAGAUGCGUGUUCAUCUACAUUUGGAGAGUGGUAGAUGCAUUAUUUCAUACUUUGAUGAUGUUCACAAUCAUGAGAUGCUUGAUGAAACACUUACAUUUAUGCUCCCUAGGAAUAGAAAGAUGAAUGCUACCGCAAUUGAACAAAUGAACAUGAUGUUAAAAAUUGAUAAACAGAGAAAGCCAAUAGGGGGCGAUAUAAUGUCUUGUCUUCGGUGGUUGGAAUCAUUUGCAGAGGAGAAUCCUGGAACGUUUGUGCAUUACUUAGUGGAUAAAGAGGGUCGUUUAGUGCACCUUUUUUGGUCUGAUAACUAUAGUAAAUUAGAUUACCAUGUGUUGAAAGAUGUUGUAGCAUUUGAUGCAAUUUAUCAGAAGAAUAAGUACAUGUGUCCAUUGGUUGUAUUUUCUGGCGUAAAUCACCAUAACCAAACCAUUGUUUUUGCUGCUGCCCUUGUUGCAAAUGAGAGUGGGGAGACAUAUUCCUGGCUACUUGAAAGAUUUUUGGAAGCUAUGAAGGGGAAAGAUCCUGAGUGUGUUAUCACAGAUGGGCAUGGAAUAAUGAAAAAGGCUAUUGAAAAAGUUUCAAAGUUUGAAGUUAGGUGGGAAAGAUUAGUCAUUGAGCUUCAGCUUCAGGAUAAUCAGUGGGUCUGUGACCUUUAUAAUCGGAGAAAAAUUUGGGCAACGGCUCACAUUCGUGGCCAUUUUUUUGGUGGAUUUCGGACGACAUCAAGAUGCAAGGAGAUGAGGUCUCGGGAAACACAAUCCGAUAUGCAUAGUGUGGUUGGACACUUUGUGUUGCAAAUUCCCUUUCAUGAUUUGGAGAGGUCUACUGCAAAGUUACUAAUAAGGGAGAUAUUUCUCUUGUUUCGGCCCAUUCUGUCCCAUGCAUGUACAUUAAAGGUCCGGUCUUGUACGUUGACUCCGACAUCGAACAUAUACAUCAUUUCACGGUUGGGCAAUUCACAGAACUACUGGCAUAUUUUGCACUAUCCCGAGGAUUCAAUUUUUAAGUGCUCUUGUUUAAGGAUGGAAUCCCUUGGAAUACCAUGCGAUCACAUUGUGGCCCUUCUUGUACAUCUUGAUUUCAUGAAAAUUCCAAUGAGUCUUGUUUUAGAGAGGUGGUCUAAGAAUGAUCGGUCGAAGGUGAGACAAUAUGUUGACAAGGGACCAUUUUGUUGGGAUGGUAUGGUAACUUGCCACAAUUGGAUGCUAAACGACCUAUGUAGGGAGAUGUUUGUGCUUGCAUCAGUGAGAAAAGAUCAAUCUGCAACGGUCAUUGAGAAGGUACGCAGCGAGAUCACUCGAUUAAAGCACGAUAUGGAAGUUGGGCCUUCUCCACCCGCGGUUGUUGUCCAAUCGUCCACACUCGAGGGGUGUGUUCAAGAUCCACUUGUUGUGCGUCACAAGAAAGAGGCCAAAGAACGAGUCAAUUAA